Molecule: messenger RNA, 2030 nt
Organism: Hydra vulgaris (swiftwater hydra)
Lineage: Eukaryota; Metazoa; Cnidaria; Hydrozoa; Anthoathecata; Hydridae
Product: small ribosomal subunit protein mS39
Biological process (GO): mitochondrial translation
Cellular component (GO): mitochondrion
Molecular function (GO): protein binding; rRNA binding; ribosomal small subunit binding
Source: RefSeq, a predicted model, not a curated record
UAACAUCGGGACAUGAUUUUGACUAGAGAGCAUCUAUAAAAUGCUAACGACCGUAUGAUAAACAUUGGUUAAAAUGGCGUUAUUCAUUUCACGUGAAAGCCCCUUUCAUAAAUGCAAAUGCAUAUCAUCAUAUUUAAUGCAUGCCUUUGCUGAAGAAUAUUCAAAACCUUUGGGAUAUCAACUGCGAUCAGUAACUGAACAAGUUCAAAACCAAGAAACGAGUUGUCCACAAGUUAAAAGAUUAAAAAGAGAUAAGUUAACAGUCUUGAAAGUUCUUUCGUCAACUGUUAAACAGAUUCCAAAUAGACCUCAUUAUCGCAUGUGGGAUGAUGUUAUUUUAAAUCCGCGGUCCAAUAUUAAACAGAAUGAAAUCUUAUUGGCGCUAGAGUCAGGAGAAAAGGCAGCUGAUUUUGUUCUAGAAAAAUAUCCCCAUUUGUUUCCGCUAAGAGAACCUGUACCGCCUUGGCCAAAGAAAUCUAUUAGCAGUGAAGAUGUAGAAGAAACUGUUGAAAACCUAGUUUGGUUGCUACAAAACAGCAGUAAUGUAGAGAAAGUUGUUAAACUUUAUGAAAAGAUAAAGUUAUCAGAGAAGUUGUCAACAGAUGUGCACAAUCAAAUGUUAGAAUUUGUUUGUUUUCAUGAUGUACCUGGAUCAAAGGUUGAAAAUGGUGCCACAGAAGUAGUCAAGUAUGCUGAUCUUCUCUAUGCUGAAAUUAAAUCCUCAACUAACCAUAAAGCUCACGAAGUUAUGAUUCUUGGUUUGUUAAAGUACGGAAAAACAGAAGAAGCUUUUAAACUGUAUGAAGAAAUAAAUAAAGAAGAUUUUAAAGGUUCUUUGUUUUUCUAUAAUUCUCUUCUUACGAAUAUUUAUAACUCUUUUUCAAAUAAUGCUACUCGAUGGAAAACAGCUGAGGAUAUUACGUCAUCAAUGUGCAAAUUAAAAAUUACUCCAACUCAAGACACUUUUAAUGCACUCUUAUCUUUGUCAACUAAAAUGGAUAAUCCAAGUAUGCUAACAAUAAAGGUGUUCCUGGAAAUGAAGAAGUUAAAAAUUGAACCUUCGUUGGCUAGUUACUACUACAUUCUUAUUGCUGAAAAAAGUCGUUUAGGUUUUACUGAUAAUAGAAUUCUUGAAGCUGUCUUAAAUGAACUAAGUCAAGGAUCAGUAAAAUUUGAGCUUCAACAUCCUGAUGAUCUGAACUUCUUUAAUGCUGCUAUGGAUAUGGCACGAUAUAAAAGAAACAAAAAUCUUGCACAGCCAAUAUUUGAACUACUUAUGAAAAAUGAUAACUAUGAAUUUUUAUCAGGUGGAAAAGAUAGCCAAUUUUUCGGAAACUAUAUAUGUGCCAUGACAAGAGAUGCACCAAAUGCUGACGAGGUUAUUAGUUGGUAUAGGAAAGUUGUACCUCAGUACUUUCGUCCAAGAGACUGGGUCUAUCAGCAGUUGUUUUACAAUCUUAAGAGUCAUAAAGCACCACAGCAUGUUCCUGAGCUAUACAAAGAUAUGGUAUCUAUGCGAAUUCCAAUGACUGAGAGAGUGGCAUUACCAUUAUUUGAAACUCUAGACUAUGUUGAUAAUAUACCAAAGGAGAGAAAAGAAGAGUUUCUAAUAGUUGCUGAAGAUGCAACUAAAUGGUUGACCAUAUUUAAUUUCGAAGUAAGCAGUAAUAUCUUAUCAACAUUGGUCAAGAUUUUUUGUUUGUGCGAAAAAAAUGCAGAAGCAAGAAAAGUUAUUGAAGAGUACAAGUUAAAGGGUGUUUCUCCUAAUUACAGUGCAUUAAAAUAUAUGUUGGACACAAAUCUCAAACAGCAGGAUUUGAAGGGAGCAUUGGGUACAAUAAAAAUGAUGGCUGAUUUGGGAAUGUUUAUGUCAACAGGGGAAUUGGAAGAAUAUUUAAAGCAGCCAAUACUUGAAGGGAGGGGUGAUAUGAUCAAAUCUUGGUUUCAACGAUAAAUUACCGUACAGAAGUAUUUCAUCUUUUGUAUUAUUUAUUAUGAAAAUUUAUAUUUAGGAAGCUUUUCUCACUUUA